UCUCUCUCUCUCUCUCUCUCUCUGACAGACUCCGUGUCGCCGUCGGCCGCACAGAUUUGCUAACGUGACCCGUGUUUGAGCCCCUCUGCCCCGCUGCGAGGGGUCAGCUGAUCCCCGCAGCAGAGGAGCAGCGCGUGCAGCGGAGGAGCCGACCUCUGCACGCGCUGCUCCUCCGCUCCUCUCUCUCUCUCUCCCCCAUGCUAACACCAGCUAGCCCCCGCUGCUCACUGUGAUAAACAAGAUGGCCACUGGCUAACUGCUAAGCUAACUAGACAUGGCACCUUGCCCUGUCUUUGUAUGCCUCGAAAAGCUGUAAAUGCAUCUCGCUGCUCUGCUCUGUGGCACGGCGGAGGUUUCUCUCGCCGGAGCAUGAAGUUGUUGUGCAGGAAUCAGAUCACAUGAGAGAGGAGAAGAAGAAGAAUCAGCGCCGGAUUGUUGCAGGCAGUUUGUGCAGAGGUUGCGUGGCGAGUUGAGAAAGGCUACCUGAGUGUUAGAGAGACAGGUUGCUCCCAGUCAGCUGUGGGUGCUGAAAACAGAACGAGUCAUUGUUGGAUUUCCAGAGGAGACCCUCAGGGACUUGCCCCCUACCUGCUGGCCCCUCCUCUGUCAGGACAGGUAGAGUCCAGCCUCAGCAGCAGAGGGGGGAGUGGGAGGAAGGUGAGGAGGAGGAGGAGGAGGAGGAGUGGAUAACCUCAGCAAUACUAGUGUUGAAUGAGAGUGAGGUGAGGAGGAGUAGCUCAGCCCCUCACCAUGACAGACUUAGAGACUGAGUGUUUGAGUCUGGGGUUGCCCCCCGAAUGCACCCCUGCCCCCCCGCCUCUGGAGGCCUCGCUGCAGGUGGACUGCGGCCCGGGGCCCGCCUCUUCGGCCCCGGCGCUGGCGCUCCUGUCCUCCGACUGCCCCACGCCGACGCUCAGCUCGCUGGCGGCGGAGAUCGCCGAGCCGCUCGUGAUGCUGCCGUGCGUGAAGAGCGAGCCGGAGGACGUAGACCUGGAGCCCAUCCGGACCGUCGACCUGUCCGAGAUCCAGCCGCUGUCCACCGCCGAGCUGGGCCAGGACCAGAUCAAGAUGGAGAUCAGCGGCCUGGACUACAUCAAAUCGGAGCAUCACGGUCACCACGGCAACCACCACCUGGGCCCGUUCCACCACGGCGACGCCACAGAGCUGGACUACAAGUCACACUAUGAGCCCAGCUCGGUGUUUGACUACAUCUCUCAGGUGACGGACACGCUGGAGUACAUUAAGUCUGACCACCACGUGGACCUGCAGUGCUACUACACACAGCUGGGCUCCCUGAAGUCCGAGUACCCAGAAUGCCACGCCAUGUCGGGCCACCUGCAGCACAACGGCCUGGAGUCCAUCCACAUGGCCGAGCUUCGCACCGAGCUCAACAAGCUGCGGCCCGACGCUCUGCUGAUGGACGGCGUCGGCAAACUGGACCCUGAGUUUGAAGGCGGGGCGUUGUACGAGCUGCAGCCGGCCGAGCUGGGCAAGAUGGCCGACGCGAGCGGGCAGGGAGGCGGGAGUCUGGCCGUCACGACCAAAUCACAAAACCCGACGGCGAGGAAGCCUCGAAACAUGCAGGGAGAGAAACCGUUCUCCUGCACGCAGUGCGGCAAGAACUUCAGCACGCUGGGAAACCUGAAAACACACCAACGCAUCCACACGGGCGAGCGGCCGUACACCUGCUCGCAGUGCGGCAAGAGCUUCGGCCAGGCCGGAAACCUCAAACGCCACCAGCUGAUCCACACGGGCCAGAAACCCUACGUGUGCGCUCACUGCCCCAAAGGCUUCACCAAGGCCGACGACCUGCGAUCUCACCAGCGGCUGCACACGGGCGAGCGGCCCUUCAUCUGCCUCACCUGCGGGAAGAGCUUCAGCCAAUCGAAGGAGCUGAAAGCUCACCAGCUGAGCCACACGGGCGAGCGGCCGUUCUGCUGCCAGCACUGCGGCAAGAGUUUCACCAAGGAGACGAGCUACCACAACCACGUGCAGAUCCACACAGGAGAGAAGCCCUUCACCUGCUCGCAGUGCGGCAAGACUUUCAGCAACUCCGGCGUUUUAAAAACCCACGAGAAGAUCCACUCGGGCGAGCGGCCGUUCGGCUGCACGCAGUGCGGCAAGAGCUUCGGCCGCCUGGGCCACCUGAAGGCUCACCAGCAGAUCCACACGGGGGAGCGGCCGUUCGCCUGCCCCCACUGCGGGAAGUCUUUCAGCCAGUCGGGUCACCUCAAAGCACACGAGCAGAUCCACAAGCGAGAGCGAGCGGACACGGCGAGCAGCAGCAGCAACGGCGGCGGCAGCAGCAGCGUGGGAAGUGACAGUAGCUAAAACAGACUCCUCACCCUUUAACCUCCCGGAACAACAAAGUAUUAUUCCUCUUUUCUAUAAAUACUAUAUAUGAAUUUUUUUCCUUAUGAAUUUUCUUACAUUUUCAUACCUUUUGUGCUCUUUUGCAUAUAUAUAUAUAUAUACAUAUAUGUUUAUGUAUAUAUAUAUGGGACUCUGACUGAUUUGCUCUUAUGCAAGUGUCUGUCUGUGUAUGUGUGUGUGUGUGUGUGUGUGUCUGUCUAUGUCUAUGUAUGUGUGUGUGUGUCUAUGUCUAUGUGUGUGUGUGUGUGUGUGUGUGUGUGUGUGUGUGUGUGUGUGUGUGUUGGGGGGGCUUGUAGAUAAUCUGUCUGUACUGUUGUGAGUGUUGAGCUUCAUCUGAGGUGAACACAUUCUGAUACAGAGCACAAGUACUUCAGGACCAAGUUUGAGUACUUCAUAUUUUUGUAAAGAAUCAGACCAGCA
Scomber japonicus (chub mackerel) is the source of this 2793-nucleotide messenger RNA. RefSeq lists its product as uncharacterized. Bases 751 to 2331 code for a protein of 526 amino acids. Gene Ontology annotation, molecular function: RNA polymerase II cis-regulatory region sequence-specific DNA binding; DNA-binding transcription factor activity, RNA polymerase II-specific. The record is from RefSeq and is a predicted model, not a curated record. NCBI's taxonomy places the organism in Eukaryota, Metazoa, Chordata, Actinopteri, Scombriformes, Scombridae. Gene Ontology annotation, biological process: regulation of transcription by RNA polymerase II. Gene Ontology annotation, cellular component: nucleus. The transcript has 3 exons.